GGCAGGAGAGUGACGCAGAUACUAGACGCUCGAGUGGUUUUUUUUUUUUUGCGUGAAAAUUGUUGGGAAUUUUCUUGAAUAAAAGCUUCGAAAUUAAUUUGCUUUAUUUGAGAGAAGGCCGUGCCGCGUAACUGGUGUCAGGCGCUUUCCGCGCGCCCCUGCAUGUCGCUAUUUUCGGGCUCACACUAGCGAGGUAGCUAAGAGUUGAUGUGUCGUUGCUAGAAAAAAGAUGCCGCAGCCGAAAUCCCGCAAGAUCGCCAUCCUGGGAUACAGAUCCGUGGGAAAGUCAUCGUUGACAAUUCAGUUUGUGGAAGGCCAGUUUGUGGACUCGUACGAUCCAACCAUAGAAAACACGUUUACAAAAAUGAUCACGGUAAACGGACAAGAAUACCAUCUGCAGUUGGUAGACACGGCCGGACAGGAUGAGUACUCAAUUUUCCCUCAGACGUACUCCAUAGACAUCAACGGGUACAUUCUGGUGUAUUCCGUCACGUCCAAUAAAAGCUUCGAGGUAGUAAAAGUUAUCCACGACAAGUUGUUGGACAUGGUGGGGAAAGUCCAGGUACCCAUAAUGCUGGUCGGAAAUAAGAAAGAUUUACACAUGGAACGUGUAAUCAGCUGCGAAGAAGGGAAAGCGCUGGCCGAGUCCUGGAACGCCGCCUUCAUGGAGUCGUCUGCUAAAGAGAACCAGACCGCGGUGGAGGUCUUCAAGAGGAUAAUCCUGGAGGCGGAGAAGAUCGAUGGGGGGGCGCCGCCAGGCAGGACAUCGUGCUCGCUGAUGUAGUACCGCCCUGUCGCCGCACUGGACACUGGGAUAUCCCUGUACUUGAAGGCUAACUGCCUGUUUUCCUCCAUAUAAACUUUGGUUUUCUUUUAUUUUUUUACUUUUGUUUUUUUUUUUUUUC
This is a messenger RNA of Scleropages formosus (Asian bonytongue), 905 nucleotides long. RefSeq names its product Ras homolog, mTORC1 binding (gene rheb). The transcript is spliced from 8 exons. Gene Ontology annotation, molecular function: GTPase activity; GTP binding. Bases 230 to 784 code for a protein of 184 amino acids. The record is from RefSeq and is a predicted model, not a curated record. Gene Ontology annotation, cellular component: membrane. Lineage: Eukaryota; Metazoa; Chordata; Actinopteri; Osteoglossiformes; Osteoglossidae. Gene Ontology annotation, biological process: signal transduction.